CCGUUCGUUCCAUUUGCCAUUGAUGUCCCAUUCGUUCCAAUCUCUCUCAUUAUUUAGGGCCUAAACUUGAAACAGAUCCUUCCCGGCAGGUAGCCUGAGCCUUGAGGCCUCUUUCCUGUUCCUUCUUGUUCCCCACCCAAACCCACACCCACCGCUCACUUUGUCACGUUUCGUGUUCCCCGACCGGCGGCGUUGCGUUUCGAUAACAGCUACCUAUACCUUCCCCUCCCCGCCUCGCUCUCCCUCACCGUCUUCUUCUUCUUCUCCCCUUCCCUUCUCUUUUCAACCCUCCCCCCCCCUCCCUUCAGCAUUCUCUCCCUUCUCUCUUAAAUUCAAACUGCAGUCCUUUUCCUGCAGCUUGACGAUUCCUCUUCUAUGCUGAGCCUCGCCCGCAAGACUCUGAACCGCGUCCCCAGCUUCCAGGAUAUUCUACAAGGCAGGAUGACCCACCCAGACAUCUCCGUUGACGUUCUCGUCAUUGGUGCCGGUCCUACCGGUCUCGGUGCCGCCAAGCGUCUUAACCAGAUCGACGGCCCCUCUUGGUUGAUCGUUGACAGCAACGAGAUCCCUGGUGGUCUUGCUUCUACCGAUGUGACCCCCGAAGGCUUCCUCUUCGAUGUCGGUGGCCACGUUAUCUUCUCGCACUACAAGUAUUUUGAUGACUGCAUCAACGAGGCUCUUCCCAAGGACGACGACUGGUACACCCACCAGCGUAUCUCCUACGUCCGUUGCAAGGAGCAAUGGGUUCCCUACCCUUUCCAGAACAACAUUUCCAUGCUGCCCAAGGAGGAGCAGGUGAAGUGUAUCGAUGGUCUGAUUGACGCUGCUCUCGAGGCUCGUGUGGCCAACACCAAGCCCGCCAACUUCGAUGAGUGGAUCGUCCGCCAGAUGGGUGUCGGUAUUGCCGACCUUUUCAUGAGACCUUACAACUACAAGGUCUGGGCUGUGCCCACCACAAAGAUGCAAUGCGCUUGGUUGGGUGAGCGUGUCGCUGCUCCCAAUGUCAAGGCUGUGACGACCAAUGUCAUCCUCAACAAGACCGCUGGUAACUGGGGUCCCAACGCUACUUUCCGUUUCCCCGCUCGUGAUGGUACCGGUGGUAUCUGGAUUGCCGUCGCCAACACUCUCCCCAAGGAGAAGACUCGCUUCGGUGAGAAGGGCAAGGUUGUUAAGGUCAAUGCCAACAACAAGACUGUCACCCUCGGCGAUGGCACCACCGUUGGCUACAACAAGCUCGUUUCGACCAUGGCUGUCGACUACCUUGCUGAGCAGAUCGGCGACCAGGAGUUGAUCGGCCUUACCAAGGAGCUCUUCUACUCCUCCACUCACGUCAUUGGUGUCGGUAUCCGUGGUGAACGCCCUGAGAGAAUCGGUGACAAGUGCUGGCUCUACUUCCCCGAGGACAACUGCCCCUUCUACCGUGCCACUAUCUUCUCCAACUACUCCCCUUACAACCAGCCCGAGUCCUCCAAGAAGCUGGCUACCCAGCAGCUUGCCGAUGGCUCCAAGCCCAAGAACACCGAGCCCCAGGAUGGUCCCUACUGGUCCAUCAUGUUGGAGGUUUCCGAGUCCUCGAUGAAGGCCGUGAACCACGAGACCCUUUUGGCCGACUGUAUCCAGGGUCUUGUCAACACUGAGAUGCUCAAGCCCACCGAUGAGAUCGUCUCCACCUACCACCGCCGCUUCGACCACGGCUACCCCACUCCCAGUCUGGAGCGUGAGGGUGCUCUUACCCAGAUCCUGCCCAAGCUCCAGGCCAAGGACAUCUGGACCCGUGGUCGCUUCGGUAGCUGGCGCUACGAGGUCGGCAACCAGGACCACUCCUUCAUGCUGGGUGUGGAGGCUGUUGACAACAUCGUCAACGGUGCUGUUGAGUUGACCCUUAACUACCCCGACUUUGUCAACGGUAGACAGAACACUGAGCGCCGCCUGGUUGAUGGUGCUCAGGUGUUCGCCAAGAAGCACUAAAUGUGCGCGGAGUGAUUAUAGACGACACAUAUUUUAAUAUCUUGAAAUGACCGGGGGAUCUAAAAUGAUACACAGGGAGUCUGAUUUCUUUUUUCCACCCAUAAACCAGCUGUUUUGUUCCCAUUUCAUAUUCCCCUUUUCUUUACCUUUUUUUUGUCUGCUUGAGAGCGAUGUACGGGAGAUAUCUGUGCUGGCAUCUUUCUUGUUCUGGGUGGUGGUGAAUCAACCAGCUUUUCUCUUCUCUACAUUUUCUGCUAGAAUAUCCCCAGAUUUAUAAAUGAGCAAGAAUCCUUAGACUCUCUUAUGUUCCCGAAAUGAGGUGCGCGAUGCGACAGGUGCUUGUGAUCUCGCCCCUCUAUCUUUGGAUGCAUGUCAUUGCCACCUCCGGCCGGGCUUGAUCGGCCUUGAUUGCAGGAC
This is a messenger RNA of Aspergillus japonicus CBS 114.51, 2385 nucleotides long. RefSeq names its product protoporphyrinogen/coproporphyrinogen oxidase. The coding region runs from base 376 to 1968 and encodes 530 amino acids. The record is from RefSeq and is a predicted model, not a curated record. NCBI's taxonomy places the organism in Eukaryota, Fungi, Ascomycota, Eurotiomycetes, Eurotiales, Aspergillaceae. The transcript has 6 exons.